Paramecium tetraurelia is the source of this 729-nucleotide messenger RNA. RefSeq lists its product as uncharacterized. The record is from RefSeq and is a predicted model, not a curated record. NCBI's taxonomy places the organism in Eukaryota, Ciliophora, Oligohymenophorea, Peniculida, Parameciidae. The transcript has 4 exons.
AUGAUUCCAUUAUAAAACUUCAACCAUCGUUAGUCAGCUUCUGCUUUGUAUAGAUAAUAUGAAUCCAGAAAACAAUCUCCAGUCACCCAUGUUGUUGUUACACAUAACCCAAGAAGAAGCCACUAGUUCGAUGGUAGAUCCAAUUCGCCAUCCAAAAUAUUAACUACUUCGCAUGUCUAUCCCAAAAUUAUACAAGCCACAGAAUUGAAAACAAGGAUACCUACUUAAGUAAAUCGUUCGUUUAUUCUAAAGGGCUAGAGUUUCCCCAUUUAAGAAGCCAUUAAAAUCUACUCAUCAAAAUAAACCCCAGAUUCUCAAUAUCAUUCAAAUAAGGUCUCUUCCUUUCUCCAGGAGAGACUUAAUGAAAAAUCAAAUUACACUAAGACCACUACAGGAGAGAGUCAAGAAGAGGAGAGAUCCUCUAAACACAAACCAUCCAUCAUUUAUUAAAAACAACUCCUUGACAAAGAUUUGUAAAUCAUGCAAUUAUAGAAAGAAAUUAAAUAAAUUAAAGAGUCCAAUAAAAAGCAUCAAAAUAUGGAAAAAGAAUAUGAUAAAUUGUUGUAAGAAAAUCAAAAAUUGAAAUAAUAAAUCUAGUUAUAGCAAAUUCAAAUUACUCAACUCACUCAUUAACAAUCUUUGGUAUCUCCAGGAAGACCAUCAGAAUAUGUUAGUGCGUUGAGUGAAUAAGAUAAAUUAAAAAUAAAGACUCUACUAGAAUGUGAAUGA